Messenger RNA from Arabidopsis arenosa, 3478 nucleotides. Lineage: Eukaryota; Viridiplantae; Streptophyta; Magnoliopsida; Brassicales; Brassicaceae. The record is from the annotation of a GenBank genome assembly.
AAACUUGGAGCUUAAGAUUACACAUCAAUUCUUCUUUGUCUUCCUCGUGAUCAUCGAGGAAGCUUGAUCUCUUCUAUGGAAUGGAGAUUUUGAUUCUCCUCCUUAGGAUCUGUCUUCUUUCGUCACUUUUAGUCGUUGGUUCUUCCUCUGGAUUGAAUUUGUUAUCUCCGUUAUCAUCACCACCGUCUCCAUUACCGGAAACUUCAAAAGGGUUUGGUCAAGCACCGAGUCAUUCACCUGAAUCUCACAAAUCCGACAUUGUGCCACCGUCUAAAGCUUCUCAACCGUCUCUUCCUCCUUUAGCUGACGUGGCAGCUCCGCCGCCGUCAGAUUCCGUCGGGGGUAAAGCACCGGCCGGUGAGCCUAUUGUCUUGGUUCCUAAUGCUCCAGCUCCAGCUACAGUACCCGUGAAGGAUUUGCCCGUAACUUCGCCUCCGGUUCAACCCAUUACACCGGUUGCUUCACCACCUCAAUUCGUUCCAGGAGAUGCACCAAAGGAGCCUCCUUUCUCAGGAAGAGUUACUCCGGGCCCGGUUUCAUCACCUGUUUUGGAUAUUCCUCCAAUUCCAUCAGUGGUUCUGCCUCCGCCUACACCAAGCAGUGUACCUCCUAGAAAUGCUUCUAACAAUCACAAGCCUCCUAUCGAAAAUCCUAUUGCUCCUGUUGCAUCUCCACCAACAAUAUCAAUUGACAUUUCACCGCCAGUCCAUCCCGUCAUACCAAAGUUAACACCCUCUAGCUCACCUGCACCCACCUCUACCCCAACUAAGGGAUCUCCGAGAAGAAAUCCGCCAACUACGCACCCAGUAUUCCCCAUAGAAUCUCCUGCCGUCUCACCAGAUCCUGCUGCAAAUCCUGUAAAACAUCCACCACCAAGUGAUAAUGGAGAUGAUAACAAAAGUCCGGGUGCUGCACCUUCAAAUGAAACUGCUAAACCCUUACCUAUCUUCCCCCAUAAAGCUUCUCCUCCUUCGAUAGCUCCCUCAGCCCCAAAAUUCAACAGACACUCUCAUCAUAUAUCCCCAUCUACUACUCCACCGCCAGAUUCUACUCCGAGUAAUGUACACCGCCAUCCUUCAUCAUCAUCUCCUCCUCUAUUUUCACACCAUCAACAUCAUCAAGAACGAAAGAAAAUCACAAUUAGUCCAGCUCCUUCGUCACCACCACCGCACCUCAUAUCUCCAAAGAAGUCAAACCGUAAAGGUUUAAUGACUCCUCCUCCAUCAUCAUAUCAUGCUCCUUCUCCUCCCAUUCCUGCUUCUUUGAUUUCUCCUGCUCACACUCCAAUCCCUUCCACUAUGCAACGCAUCUCCCCGGCUCCAUCACCUUUUCCAACCCAAGUGUUUCCUCUCAGGUCCUCUUCAAGACCUUCAAAAUCUCGGAAAUUCCCACUCGGUCCACCGCUUCAAGCAUUUCCCCCUCCUCCCCCUAAUUCAGAUUGUACUUCAACUAUUUGCUUGGAACCGUACACAAACACACCUCCAGGAUCUCCAUGUGGCUGUGUCUGGCCAAUUCAGGUUGAGCUACGGCUUAGCAUGGCGCUCUACGACUUCUUCCCAAUGGUUUCAGAAUUUGCUCGAGAAAUCAGCGCCGGGGUUUUCAUGAAACAGAGCCAAGUCCGUAUAAUGGGAGCUAACGCGGCUAGCGAACAACCUGACAAAUCCAUUGUUCUUAUCGAUUUAGUCCCGCUUGGAGAUAAAUUCGAUAACUUGACCGCAAUGGUGACUUACCAGAGAUUCUGGAGUAAAAAAGUCUAUAUAGAUGAACCAAUCUUUGGUGGAUACGAUGUGAUUUACGUGCGUUAUCCUGGUUUGCCGGCUUCCCCGCCAACUUCCGGUAUGACCAUUAUAGAUCAAGGCCCAUACUCUGGUACUAAUAACGGAAGGGCGAUCAAACCACUCGGAGUUGAUGUUCCAAAGAAGCCGCACAAGAAAGACCUCAAUGCUGGAAGUAUUGCUGUGAUUGUUUUAUCGGCAGCUGCUUUUAUCGGGUUAUGUUUCAUUAUUGUUUGGGUCUUGGUUUUCCGGCGACAAAGAGAUCGACGGCGUCUUUCUAAAAGAGCACCACUUGCUCGCCCUUCACUGCCUUCCCUCUCGAAACCAUCAGGCUCGGCGAGAUCUUUAACUGGAAGCCGGUUUAGCUCAACUUCGUUGUCAUUUGAAUCCAGCAUUGCUCCGUUUACUCUCUCUGCAAAGACAUUCACCGCAAGCGAAAUAAUGAAAGCUACUAAUAACUUUGAUGAAUCGAGGGUUCUUGGUGAAGGUGGAUUUGGACGAGUUUAUGAAGGUGUUUUCGAUGACGGAACUAAAGUAGCAGUUAAGGUAUUGAAGAGAGAUGACCAGCAGGGUAGCCGAGAGUUCUUGGCCGAAGUAGAAAUGCUUAGUCGUCUUCAUCACAGAAACCUCGUGAAUUUAAUUGGUAUUUGUAUCGAAGAUCGUAACCGUUCCCUGGUUUAUGAACUCAUACCAAAUGGCAGCGUUGAAUCUCACCUCCACGGGAUUGAUAAAGCAUCUUCGCCUUUAGAUUGGGAUGCUCGGUUGAAGAUAGCUCUGGGUGCCGCCCGUGUCUCUGACUUUGGAUUGGCUCGUAACGCCCUUGAUGAUGAAGAUAACAGACAUAUAUCGACGCGCGUUAUGGGAACUUUUGGGUAUGUGGCGCCGGAAUAUGCAAUGACGGGGCAUCUUUUGGUGAAGAGUGAUGUGUAUAGCUACGGAGUUGUGCUUCUCGAGCUACUUACAGGGCGGAAACCAGUGGAUAUGUCUCAACCACCUGGACAAGAGAACUUAGUUUCAUGGACUCGGUCUUUUCUUACGAGCACAGAAGGGCUUGCAGCUAUUAUAGAUCAGUCUUUAGGACCCGAGAUCUCAUUCGAUAGCAUAGCUAAAGUCGCGGCGAUAGCUUCGAUGUGCGUUCAACCGGAAGUAUCACACCGUCCUUUCAUGGGAGAAGUAGUGCAAGCUUUGAAACUUGUCAGCAACGAAUGCGAUGAAGCUAAAGAACUCAACUCUGUAACUUCAAUCACUCAAGACGAUUUUAGAGAUGACACUCGAGCUGAGAGCUCUUGUGGUGAAGGCUCAGCGAGGAUGGCUCGGUAUCCAUUGCUACCGAAUUACGACUCUGAGCCUGACACAGAGAGAGGACUAUCUACAUUGGAAAUGUACUCGGGGUCAGGGAGGUUCGAGAGACAGUCUAACUCGGGUCCCUUGACCUCAGGUCGAGGCAAGAGGUUCUGGCAAAAGAUGAGGAGAUUAUCAACCGGAAGCUUGAGCGAGCAUGGAACACCAACGGUGAUGCUACGAUCCGGUUCUCAUUGAACAUUGGAGUCUUUAAUAGCCCGUUUAAGUUAAAAGACAGGAAAGGAAAGUAGGUGCCUUGUCCUACAAGCAACUCUUUGCCUCAUGGAAACCGGUUAAGAGAAAACCGGGAGAGAUCAUCAUUCCCGGUUCAACAAUUAGUUGAAUAGAUCUUUGUAUCUUAG